GAUCCACAGAUCAGGAUUCUCUGGAGAUGGAAGAACUUCCAUGGAAAAUAUAUCUACAAUUCUACCCCAUCUUUCACACAUGAGGAUUUCAAGGACCGACUCAGCCUAAACUGGACACAGCCUCAGACAUCUUGGAGUCCUCAGAAUCUGGAACUUGAAGGAGAAGGACCAGACAGUGUACUUCUGCCAAGUUCACAUGAACACAAAGGAAGGCAUCAAGGAGUUUCAGUCGAUUCCUGGGACCCAACUCACCCUCACUCCUGCCCCCAGGACCACCUCUCCAAGUCCCACCUCUGCAACUUCUGCACUCACCAGAACUGCACUCACAGCCACAGAAGGGAAGAAGAGCGGGAAGAGUCAGACCCUGGGUCUGGGAACCAGAGUUGGGUUGGCAGUGGCUGCUGCUGUACUCCUGGCUGGGGUUUUGGGGUUGACAGUGUUCCUCAGGUGGAGGAGAAGGAAAGGACAGAGGACUAAAGCUGAAACCCCAGCCAGGGACCUCAUUGAAAACACUGACAAUGUUGAACCUGAAGGACAAUAUAUGGACCUCAAAGUGAACACCAAGGAUAACAACAUCGUGUACGCCUCCAUUGCCCGCUCAAGCCCAGCCUCCCCAGGAACACCACCCUGCCAGCCUGUCCAUGGGAACCCCCAGGAAGUGACUUUGUACUCAAUCAUAAAGGCCAAAUGAAUGGGUUUGGGUGACGAUCUCAGAGUCACCUGUGUUUCUAGUGGGAAGACUCCCAGCUUCCACUGAUACCCACAGCCAGAGACAAAGUCUCAUGGGUCACUGAUACCCAUGGCCAGAAACAGAAAUUCACACAUCAGGGCGUUUGAGCUCAGAGAAAAUCAGAAAUUCCCAGUUCUCUUUUUUAACUUCCUAGACCUUUCUCACAAAAUAAAAUAAUCCACAGAAUUUGCCUAAAUGAAUCUAAUUAAGAGUCACAUCCCCUCCUCUAUCACUUUUUUCUGGUUGCCCAAUUCAGGGGAUGCCCCAAAUGCUGGCAGCCAGUCUACACGAUGUACACCCACAUCUGGGAGGGUAAUAACCAGCACACAGUGACUGGUUCCCAUGGACCACCACAUUGGACAUCAGCAACAAUCUAGAUAGACGGUGUGAGACAGGGAACUAAACACUAGAUGGUUACAAUGCUUUCCUAAGGCCAUCUUGCUCCCAGGAAUUCAGGGAGCCAGGACUCACAGAGAUACUUUU
This is a messenger RNA of Peromyscus maniculatus bairdii (prairie deer mouse), 1213 nucleotides long. NCBI's taxonomy places the organism in Eukaryota, Metazoa, Chordata, Mammalia, Rodentia, Cricetidae. The record is from RefSeq and is a predicted model, not a curated record.